UCAAUGGCAAGGUGGCUCUGGUCACCGGCGGGGCGCAGGGCAUCGGCAGGGCUUUCGUCCAGGCGCUGCUGGGCAAGGGCGCGAAGGUAGCCCUGCUGGACCGCAACUCCGAGGCCGGGCAGGAGGGCAAGGCGGCCCUGGACGAGCAGUUUGAAGCGCAGAGGACGGUGUUCAUCCAGUGCGACGUUACGGACCAGGAGCAGCUGAAAGGUGCUUUCAAAAAAGUAAUUGAACAUUUUGGAAGGCUGGAUAUUGUGGUUAAUAAUGCUGGAGUGAAUAAUGAGAAGGACUGGGAAAGCACUAUACAAAUUAACUUGACAUCUGUGAUUAGAGGAACCUACCUCGGCCUUGAAUACAUGAGAAAAGGAAAUGGAGGCGACGGAGGCGUAAUCAUUAAUAUCUCGUCUUUGGCAGGACUCAUGCCUGCUGCAUUCCAACCUGUGUACUGUGCUACAAAGCAUGGUGUAAUUGGAUUCACACGGUCAAUAGCAUUAGCUGCUAAUAUGGAAAACUACGGUGUGAGACUCAACACAAUUUGUCCAGGAUUUGUCAACACACCGAUUCUUCAGUCAAUAGAUAAAGAAGAGAAUAUGGGACAAUUUUUUUCAUAUAAGGAUGAGAUCAAAAAUAUGAUGCAGUUCUAUGGCGUGAUGGACCCAUCAAUAAUUGCUGAGGGACUGAUAACAAUAAUUGAAGAUGACACUCUAAAUGGGGAAGUUAUGAAGAUUACAGCAUCCCAAGGGAUUCAUUUUCAACAAUACAGUCAAACACCUUUUACGUCAAAGAGAUAAAUAAUUGUUUAAUGCUAAUUAUUUUUGGCUUUUCUUAAAUAUAAAAAAUUUUGAAAAUAUUCAUUUUUUGAAAAAAAGGUUAAUGUUGUAUCUAGAGCAGAGACAGUAUUCAAACAUUCGCAAGCUAAUAACAAAGAGAUGGACAAGGAAAUCUGGUGUGGGAAGAUGUUACCAUCCUAUUUUGAUUCUAUAAGUACUAAUAAUAGUAUUUAUUCAGUAGAAUAAACACACUGCUCUGAAGAUUUUUGAUUAUGUAGUAACAGGGGCCAGUUUUUUCCUUCUGGUAGUUCUGAUCUACAUACUCCAAGUGUAUUUUGGUGGACCUGACUUACUUUGUAUAAUUCUUUUCACUGUCAUAAUCGUCUCCUUAUUUACAUCUUGAAUUCUUCAGACCAGGAAUUCGGUUCAGGAAUCUAGAACACAAAUGUAACUAUAAGGAGUUAAGAAUUUCCUUUUUCUUAGGAAAUGUAAAAUAGAACAAGAGGCAAAAUUCUUUUCCUCAUUUAUAUAUGCAACUGAAUAUGUUGCAUAUCCCACAAGAAAGUACAGAUUUUUAUCUUCUUGGAUUCUAGCUAUUUAUAAAAUAGUUCAGAAAUAUUUUUGUUUUCUCUUAUAGAUAGAUAUAUAUGAAUUUUCUCUCUGUAUAUACAAGGAUGAAUACUUUGGCAUUGAUUGAAAUGUCUACUUACCCAUUAAAUCUCAUUUUCUAAACCUUUAAAUCUAACUUCUUGCCUUGAUUGAUUAAAACCUCAGUUAAAUCCUG
Molecule: messenger RNA, 1554 nt
Organism: Aptenodytes forsteri (emperor penguin)
Lineage: Eukaryota; Metazoa; Chordata; Aves; Sphenisciformes; Spheniscidae
Gene: HPGD
Product: hydroxyprostaglandin dehydrogenase 15-(NAD)
Exons: 7
Coding region: 357-791 (144 amino acids)
Cellular component (GO): cytoplasm
Molecular function (GO): oxidoreductase activity, acting on the CH-OH group of donors, NAD or NADP as acceptor
Source: RefSeq, a predicted model, not a curated record